Molecule: messenger RNA, 1031 nt
Organism: Phodopus roborovskii (desert hamster)
Lineage: Eukaryota; Metazoa; Chordata; Mammalia; Rodentia; Cricetidae
Gene: Ctla4
Product: cytotoxic T-lymphocyte associated protein 4
Exons: 4
Coding region: 64-735 (223 amino acids)
Biological process (GO): immune response; regulation of T cell proliferation; B cell receptor signaling pathway
Cellular component (GO): membrane; external side of plasma membrane
Source: RefSeq, a predicted model, not a curated record
CUUCAGGAUCCUGAAAGCUUUCACUCUGCUUCCUGAAGACCUGAACACGGUUCCCAUAAAGCCAUGGCUGGUCUUGGAGUCCAGAGGUGCAAGGCUCAACUGCAGCUGGCUUCUAGGACUUGGCCCUUUGAAGCCCUGCUUGCUUUUCUUUUCAUCCCGACCGUCUCCAAAGGCAUACAUGUGACCCAACCUUCAGUGGCAUUGGCCAGCAGCCAUGGUAUCGCCAGCUUUCCGUGUGAAUAUACGUCUUCACACAACACUGAUGAGGUCCGGGUGACAGUGCUGCGGCAGACAAAUGGCCAGAUGACUGAGGUCUGUGCCACGACAUUCACACUGAAGAAUACAUUGGGCUUCCUAGAUGAUCCCUUCUGUAGUGGUACCAUCAAUGAAAGCAGGGUGAACCUCACCAUCCAAGGACUGAGAGCUGCUGACACUGGACUGUACUUCUGCAAGGUGGAACUCAUGUACCCACCGCCAUACUUUGUGGGCAUGGGCAACGGGACCCAAAUUUAUGUCAUUGAACCAGAACCAUGUCCAGAUUCCGACGUCCUCCUUUGGAUCCUUGCUGCAGUUAGUUCAGGGUUGUUUUUUUACAGUUUCCUGAUCACUGCUGUUUCUUUGAGCAAAAUGCUAAAGAAAAGAAGCCCGCUUACAACAGGGGUCUAUGUGAAGAUGCCUCCAACAGAGCCAGAAUGUGAAAAGCAAUUUCAGCCUUAUUUUAUUCCUAUCAACUGAAAGACCAUUUGUGAAGAAGAAAGGCCACACUUCAAUCUCUAAAAGCUCAGGCAAUUUUGACUUUCUUCUGCUCUCCAGCUAUUUUUACUCUUUGGUUUAUUUUAAGGAGAGUGUGCAUCUCCUUAAUAUGAAGCUGGAUGCAAAAUUCAAAUUAAACAUACUACAAUUUAAAGCAAAGAACCAAGAACAGAGAGCUGGGAUACUGCUGUUAUGUCAGAACAAUUUUAAUGAAAGCGUCACUUGGAAGCACCAUAAGAAUAUAGCAUUAUGAUGUGGGGUCAAGGAAAUGUUAAGAA